ACAACAGCCAGAGCUAACAGCUGAUAUAUUCAGAACAAAUUAUGACAUCGACAUCUAAAGGAAUUUUCCGGCCAUUUUUUAUUAUCUUCAUUGUCCUUGGUUGUUUCAUGGCAUUUAUACUAAUUUACAUCAAACCAACAAACAGCUGGAUCUCUGGUCCUAUCGAAUCAGCCAGUUCAGUUCUGAAAAUGAAGAGCUUCUUUUCUUCCAAAACUGAUAAUUUUAAUGAGACUACUAUUUUGAUCUGGGUUUGGCCUUUCGGUCAGACAUUCGAUCUCACGUCCUGCCAGACAAUGUUCAACAUCCACGGGUGCCAUCUGACUAUUGACCGCUCCCUAUAUAACAAAUCCCACGCUGUUCUCAUUCAUCACAGGGACAUUAGCUGGGAUCUGACUAAUUUACCUCAGCAAGCCAGGCCACCAUUCCAGAAGUGGAUUUGGAUGAAUUUGGAGUCUCCGACUCACACUCCUCAAAAGAGUGGCAUAGAACACCUCUUCAACCUGACCCUGACUUACCGGCGCGAUUCAGAUAUUCAGGUACCUUACGGCUUCAUGAUGGUUGGUACGAGCUCCUUUACAUUUGAAGUGCCAAGUAAGGAAAACUUGGUCUGUUGGGUUGUAAGUAAUUGGAACCCUGAGCACGCUCGAGUCAAGUAUUACAAUGAGCUUAGCAAAUACGUUGAAAUCCACACCUACGGACAAGCCUUUGGAGACUACGUCAACGAUAAAAACUUGAUCCCGACUAUCUCCACUUGCAAGUUCUACCUUUCGUUUGAAAAUUCAAUCCACAAAGAUUACAUUACUGAGAAACUUUACAAUGCUCUCCUGGCUGGAUCAGUACCAGUUGUACUGGGGCCUUCCAGAGAAAACUAUGAGAAUUACAUUCCAGCAGACUCUUUCAUCCACGUGGAAGAUUUUCUCUCCCCUCGAGAGCUGGCAGAAUAUCUUCUGAUGCUUGACAAAAAUAACAAGAUGUACCUUAGUUAUUUCAACUGGAAGAAAGAUUUCUCGGUGCAUCUUCCUAGGUUCUGGGAAUCACACGCGUGUCUCGCUUGUGAUCACGUGAAAAGACACCAGGAAUACAAGUCCAUUGGAAACUUAGAAAAAUGGUUUUGGAAUUAAUUUGGUGUGUGUGUGUGUGUGUCUGUAUGGGUGUGCACUUUUCUGAAGAAGUCAGAAGAAACUUCAGUCCAAGUGGAGAGGAAACAAAAAACCCAGAAGGAAAAGAGAACCUUAUGUCAUGGUGUAUCAGCCACCCUCUCUUGGCUGUCCUAUUUAUAUUUUGUAAGAGGUUUUAAAAGGUCAGCAGCAACAGUCAUCAAUACCUAGUUUUAAAUUAUAAUGUACAUACUAAUUAUGUGCACUGAAGGAUAUUUGAUUGUUUAUUCUCAUUUUUAAACAGUUUUUUUCCACAUUUUCUCUGAAACAUGUCCCAGUCUUACACUUAAAUUAGUUCUAACACUUCUUCUUUCAUUUUUAACAUUGAAUUUGUCAUUUAACCUGUGUGGAAAAGGAGGACUCAACUUUUAAAUGCCAUAGAGAACUUUAAGAACAUCAUUUGCUGUCCCAGUCUGAAAUGUGUGUAAUAUUUCAAAAGACAGUAGAGAUUUUUAUGGUUCAUCUUGCAUUUUAAGAGCACAGUAAAGUUCAAUACCUACCAUUAUUCCAGUGAUCAACUGCGCUCCUUUUUAAGGGUCAUGAACCUGAAAAUAUAGUUUUUAAAAGAUAUUAUAAUAGUAGAAACUCUUUGUUUCUAAGAAUGUUAUCUAACAAACAGCUCAAUUAUGGUGGAUUAGGAAUGUCUGCUCUUACCCUCUGAAGAAUAUGAACAACCUUAGUGACCAAAGCCCAGAUUCAUCCAGUUUUUUAUAUGUAUUAAAUGCAGUAUUUCCUAAAGUUUCAUUCUUUCUCAAGUAUUGUUUACUUGAACCAGGGCUGUAAGCGGUGUUAUACUGAUAUAGAGAUAAACAAGAGCCACCUCAAUACGUUCCUGUGUGACUUGAUCUAGGUGGACCUGCUUGAACAGAGAGGUUGGCCUAGAUCUCUACAGGUCCCUUGCAACCCCUGCCAUUCUGUGAUUCUGUGAUAAACAGAUUUUAACAGUAGGUGUUUGAUUACAACAGCCUCAUGCACUGAAUUCAGCUGCUAAUAAUGGAAUUUUUAAAAUAGCUUGUUGUGAAAUUUUAGCAAUUUCUCUCAUAUAAUUGCUUGAAUAAUCAGGAAUUUGUCCUCAAUUAUGUAAAAAUCUGUCUAAAUGUAGCUGCACAACUUGCUGUUAUGAAUCAUGGAUGUGGGGGAAAAAAAAUGACCAGUUUAUUUUCUGAAAGAAACAUGAAAGACAUUGGCCCAGGCUGCCCAGGAAGGUUGUGCUCCUUCUUUGGAGGCCUUCAAGACCUUCCUGGACAUGUUCCUAUGUGACCUGAUCUAGGUGAACCUGCUUCUGCAGGGGGGGGUUGGACUAGAUGAUCUCUAAAAGUCCCUUCCGACUCCUAACAUUCUGUGAUUCUGUGUGAUUCUGUGAUGCUGAAAUUCAGUAAACAAGUUACCAGGUUGACAUAUUCAACCAUUCAACUCAUUAAGUUAAUGAAUUCUGGUUUUUGAAAAUA
Molecule: messenger RNA, 2605 nt
Organism: Colius striatus (speckled mousebird)
Lineage: Eukaryota; Metazoa; Chordata; Aves; Coliiformes; Coliidae
Gene: FUT9
Product: fucosyltransferase 9
Exons: 2
Coding region: 42-1121 (359 amino acids)
Cellular component (GO): membrane
Molecular function (GO): alpha-(1->3)-fucosyltransferase activity
Source: RefSeq, a predicted model, not a curated record